AGGGUGCUGAGGAAGAACAUCAUCACCCAGAGACUGCACUGAGGGUGCUGAGGAAGAACAUCAUCACCCAGAGACUGCACUGAGGGUGCUGAGGAAGAACAUCAUCACCCAGAGACUGCACUGAGGGUGCUGAGGAAGAAGAACACCAUCACCCAGAGACUGCACUGAGGGUGCUGAGGAAGAAGAACAUCAUCACCCAGAGACUGCACUGAGGGUGCUGAGGAAGAACAUCAUCACCCAGAGACUGCACUGAGGGUGCUGAGGAAGAACACUUUUAUCAGUGCUCCAUAGAGAGCUUACUAACAUACUGUAUAUGUGUGUGUGGUACACCAGCUGCACAGCGGCUCAGAAGAUCGUCACUGCACAGCUCCCGAUGUCUCAAAAAUGGAUGUCUUAAUGGACUACUUUCUGAGUGUACACGCACAAACACACACACUCACACGCACAAACACACACUCACACGCACAAACACACACACACGCACAUACACACACACACACACUCUCACAAAACACGCAUGCACCACCUGUCGCAUCUGUCCUCUCUUUAAUUAGUCACAUUCACAGUGACAGUGUCUCCGACACAGAAGAACAACACACACACACACACACACACACACACACACACAAUUUUCCUAAUGACCACAAUCACCUGUUAUUGUCCUGAUGAAUCCAGACUCUGGAGGAAAUCAGCUGCAGUAAUUACAUUAUUUGAUGGAACAUGAGAUAAACAGCUAUAUAAGAGACAGAGGCAGCAGCAGAGAGACACACAAAGCUCAAGAUCUCUUUCCGUCUCUCUCUCUCUCUCUCUGAUACUCACUGAUGUGUAAGGGUCUCUCUACCCUCCCCUCAUCAUGCCUGGAGAAGGCAAAAGAGAUGAAGGUGAAGCUGACACACCUGGCUGAGAAACCACACAAACACAGAGCCCAUGAGGAAAAAACUCUUCCUGAUCUCGAAUCUCUGCUGCAAAGCAAAGCGGGUCAGCAGGUCUUCCGCUGGUUCCUGCGCUCUGAAUUCAGCGAGGAGAACCUGGACUUCUGGCUGGCCUGUGAGGAAUACAAGACCAUGCCGGAGACCAAACUGUCCUCUAAAGCCCAGAUCAUCUACACUCAGUUCAUCAACGCUGAAGCUCCACAGGAGGUGAAUCUGGACUGUGAGACGCGCGAGGUGCUGAUGGACAGGAUGGACACACCGGCUGCCGACACGUUCGUCGAAGCCCAGCAGCGCAUCUUUACCCUGAUGGCCAAAGACUCGUUCCCUCGCUUCCUACACUCGUCUUACUAUAAGCAAACAGUCCGAGGGGCGUGAGCUGUGACCCCACACUCGCUCCGGCGUUUCUGCCACGUCCGCAUAAUGUUAAAAAAAAACAUGCUAGCAAUAAAACAAGAGUGUUGACGUAGAUAUUAGUUUACUUCAGCUAUGUCUCAAAUCGUUUACUUUAAAAAAAAAAACCAAGAUCAGAUCCUAGAAGAUUUAUGUUUCCUUCUCGCAUCCUGCUACAUGACGUGGAAGAGGUGAAGCCAUUGACGGAAAUCCCGACGGCCAUUUCGAGUUGUAGAAUACGCGCUGGUUCCUGUGGAUGUCGCUAAUUUACAAAAAUAUGGCUAGGUAGUUUUGUAAUACUGCAAUAAAAGCUUCUUGACUUGACUUGAAGUCAGCUUAGGAACUAAGUGCAUGGUGUGUGUGUGUGUGUGAGAUUCGAGACGUAGCCGCGUAGUAGCGGUUAGCAUACAUGUGUAUUUUCUCUGUGUAAGUCACGAUGUUAGCAUAAACGUCACAAAACAUAGGGAAAUAAAUCUAUCUGAGAAACUGGACUUAUUGUGUGGAC
Messenger RNA from Hemibagrus wyckioides, 1827 nucleotides. RefSeq names its product regulator of G-protein signaling 5. The transcript has 6 exons. Lineage: Eukaryota; Metazoa; Chordata; Actinopteri; Siluriformes; Bagridae. The record is from RefSeq and is a predicted model, not a curated record. The coding region runs from base 822 to 1307 and encodes 161 amino acids.